AUUUGCAGUCUGCAGAUAUCGUUAAUUGCACCAAGCCACUCUCCCUCUCCCUCCACACUUCUAUUUCUCUCCACUCACAUUCACUACCUCUCUCUCUCUCAUAGCCAUGGAUAGUCCGACAAGCGUACGCAUUGCCGGAAAACCGCCGGUGGUCCUAUCUCCGUCUGCCUCCAGCUCUCCGGAAUUUGAGUUCUGGCGUCUCACAAACCCGUCAUCUCAACCCGACCCAGAUUUCAUCUCCGCCGACGAGCUAUUCCUCGACGGCGUCCUCCUCCCUCUUCACCCCCUCUCCGUCAAACCCGCCCACUCGCUCGAUCCGGAUCCUCCUCCCUCCGGCCCGCCUGCUCCUCUCGUCACUGAACCCGAGUCUGCGCUAAAAGCGGAACCCGGAACCGGGCCCGAGUUGACCCAUGAGUCGCUGGUUUCCGGGUUCACAGCGUCCAAGCGGUGGAGAGAUAUAUUUAGGAAGAACGAUAAUAAACCGCCGGCGAAGAACGGAGAAGACAAGGAGAAGGAGAAGGAGAAGGAGAGCAAGAGAAGGGAGAAGAAGAGCCAAACCGGGUCGGGUGCGGGCGCGGAGCUGAACAUUAACAUCUGGCCGUUCUCGAGGAGCAGAUCCGCCGGGAACAGCGUGAUCCGACCCAGAAUGUCGUUUGGAUCUCCAGCAGCCCGGAAGGUGAGCAGCGCCCCGUGUUCCCGGAGCAACUCCGCCGGAGAGUCCAAGUCAAGGAAGUGGCCGAGCAGUCCGGGUCGGGUCGGGGUCCAUCUUGGUCGGAACAUCCCUGUUUGGCAGGCCCGUCGCGGAGUUCCCGCCGGGAAAACUGUCUUCGAGCCGCCGGUGGGGCAGAGCUCCGGCGGGAGGGGUGUGAGAGGCAAAAGGGAAAUUAGCGAGGCGAAGAGGGGUAAAACGGUAAAUGAGAACCACAAAGCGAAAAUGCUGAAUUUGAACGUGCCAACGUGCAUCGGUUAUCGGAGUCGGUUGGGCUGCCAAAGCAACGAGAGUGGAAGUAGCAAUAACCGGAGUGGGAAUAGCAACAUCGGGAGUGGCAAUAGUAACAACCCCAAUGCUACCAACACUCUAUUCGGUCUGCGUAAUCUUUUCAUUAAGAAGGUUCAUUAACUUAUUUUUGUUUUCUAAUAUAUAAUUUUCUCUUCAAACCCUCGGCAGAUAAUUUUGAUGUUGUGUGAAUCGGAAGAUCCUCGUGUAUUUAGCUUAUACUGUAAAUGCAUAAUCUAAUCCUUUCAUUUAACCAUGUAAUCAAUUUAUAUAUGAAUUUAAGUUAUGGUUUUUAUUAA
Tarenaya hassleriana is the source of this 1296-nucleotide messenger RNA. RefSeq lists its product as uncharacterized. Bases 107 to 1120 code for a protein of 337 amino acids. Lineage: Eukaryota; Viridiplantae; Streptophyta; Magnoliopsida; Brassicales; Cleomaceae. The transcript has a single exon. The record is from RefSeq and is a predicted model, not a curated record.